AUGGCGGCUCAGGGUUGUAGAAAGAGAUACAAAGUCAACCUGGCCCCAUCUGUUGGUGACAAGCCAGAAGGAGGGGUCCCGUCGAAUCCUGUCCCUGAGCCAAAGCUGGCUUCCGGGGAGAUUUUGGACGAGCAUGGUGGCCGAGACACGAGCGAAAACGCAGGCUCCCCGGACAAGCUGGAACCAGAGGGCCCAACACCAGGCGCAGCUGUCUGGGUAGAAGAGAGUGACGCUCUCCAGCUCGCCUUCCCAAGGAAGCUGUGGAUGAUCGUGGAGAACGACGCGUUCAAGUCCGUGCGCUGGAGCGACAGCGGGAACACGGUGAUCAUCGAGAAGGACCUCUUCCAGAGGGAAGUCCUUCGCCGCAGAGGUGCAGAGAGAAUUUUUGAAACGGACAGCUUGAAGGCUUUCAAUCGGCAGCUUAACCUCCACGGCUUCAUCAAAAUCCGCCCCAGCAAGGCUCUGGGGAAGACAAAAGUGAUGGUCUACCGCAACUGCAACUUUAAGAGGGACCAGCCUCUGCUCCUCCAAAACAUCAAGAGACGACGCCAAGCCGAGGGCAGCGCUCAGCCAGCCAAGGCGCCCACCCUGCCUGCCCCCGCGGCCCCGCUUCCCAAGAGGAAGAAGCUGGCAGCGACCAGACACUCGGCUCGAAUCCAGCAGAAGAACGCCAUUAAGGAAAGCAAGGAGGCGUCCCCGAAGAACCCUCCCGACGUCCUGGGGCCCAGCCCCACCCCGUCCGUCAGGUCCUCUAGUAUCUCGUCGGUCAGCGCCGGGAUGGUGGGGGAGGGGGAGCCGCUCACCGAGCCUGGGGGCUACUCUGAUCCGUCCUCAGUCAUGACCCUGUACAAUGCCUGCUACUCCAUCCUGCUGGCAGGCCUGUCGGUCAUGGCUCCCGAGGAACCCUCCGACCCCCAGGGGGACAGCCCCUCGGACUACCACUGUUCCAUCUGCGAACAGUUCAGGGAUGAGCAGGCACCGUAG
Molecule: messenger RNA, 984 nt
Organism: Loxodonta africana (African savanna elephant)
Lineage: Eukaryota; Metazoa; Chordata; Mammalia; Proboscidea; Elephantidae
Product: heat shock transcription factor, X-linked member 3-like
Exons: 3
Coding region: 1-984 (327 amino acids)
Biological process (GO): regulation of DNA-templated transcription
Molecular function (GO): DNA-binding transcription factor activity; sequence-specific DNA binding
Source: RefSeq, a predicted model, not a curated record